AUGAGCCUUGGGAGCCUUGCCUUUGACGACAAUGCGGCGUCUGGGCAUCCUCAGUCAGGCAAGCUCGGCUCAGAUGGCCGCAUCAAGGUCCAGAUCCAUCGUAACGCACAAUCCGUUGUGACCUGGUUCAGGAACUUCCAGCCUCCAGACAGAUGCGAAAAGCCCCCUAAGCAGCGGAAGUUCAGCACUGUCGCCCUGUCUGGCUACAGGCCAGCCUCGGUGCCGCGGCUGCACAUUGUCAUCCACAUCGUCGGGUCAAGAGGCGAUGUGCAGCCGUUCAUUCCCAUCGCCCAGGCGCUCUCCAGCCCGCCAUAUGGUCAUCGCGUGCGCAUUUGCACCCAUCCCGUCUUCAAGAGCUUUGUCGAGGAGAAUGGCAUUGAGUUCUUCAGUAUUGGCGGCGAUCCGUCCGAGUUGAUGGCGUAUAUGGUGCGUAACCCUGGCCUUCUUCCCUCCCGCGAGAGCGUCAAGGCGGGCGACAUCGGUAAGAGGCGUAAGGAGAUGUGGGAGAUCAUGAACGGCGCUUGGGGGGGCUGCAUCGAGGCUGGUGAUGGUCUCGGACGACGUUUUAGAGCCGUUGAUGUACCCGAUGUCAAGGACUUGUUCAUGGCGGACGCCAUUAUCGCCAACCCACCUUCCAUGGCUCAUAUCCACUGCGCCGAAAAGCUUGGGAUUCCUUUGCACAUGGUUUUCACGUGA
This is a messenger RNA of Phaeoacremonium minimum UCRPA7, 696 nucleotides long. Its product is annotated as putative glycosyltransferase family 28 domain-containing protein. Lineage: Eukaryota; Fungi; Ascomycota; Sordariomycetes; Togniniales; Togniniaceae. The record is from RefSeq and is a predicted model, not a curated record. The transcript has a single exon. Gene Ontology annotation, biological process: carbohydrate metabolic process. The coding region runs from base 1 to 696 and encodes 231 amino acids. Gene Ontology annotation, molecular function: hexosyltransferase activity.